Messenger RNA from Homalodisca vitripennis (glassy-winged sharpshooter), 1152 nucleotides. RefSeq names its product zinc finger protein 724-like. Gene Ontology annotation, cellular component: nucleus. Lineage: Eukaryota; Metazoa; Arthropoda; Insecta; Hemiptera; Cicadellidae. The annotation marks the transcript as partial. Gene Ontology annotation, molecular function: RNA polymerase II cis-regulatory region sequence-specific DNA binding; DNA-binding transcription factor activity, RNA polymerase II-specific. Gene Ontology annotation, biological process: regulation of transcription by RNA polymerase II. The record is from RefSeq and is a predicted model, not a curated record. The transcript is spliced from 3 exons.
GGACGGUCGGGUGAACUGUCAACUGUGUAACUGGGUUUGGUGUAUUUGAGUGAUUUGGAGGUUAUGUUUGUGUUUUUACUUCAACUUCAUAUUUUAAUUAUAUAGUAUAUUAUUUAAAAAUAAAAGUAAUUUAUUAUGUCAAAAGAUGGAUAUCAACUGUAUCUCCACCAAAAUAAUUCUUGUAGAUGUUGUGGAUUGGAGAAGAGUUCAGGCAUCGAUCUUCAAAAUUCUGAAAAUGAUAGAGCAGACAAAUUAUUGAGGAAUUUGUCACUUCUUCCAAAAAGAGUGAUAAGCAUUAAUCAAGCUGAUAAAUUAACAAAAUUUUAUCUGUGUCGACUGUGAAAUGACUCUUCAUCACUUCAGUGAGUUUUGUGAAAUGAUAAAAAAAGUACAAAGAAAUCUCAAAUCACAGCUUAAACCUUCAACUACAGACAAAAUAAAAGAUAAAUCUCAAAAGAAGACUGACUGUCACGUGAGUGGGGUGUCGAGUGGAGGAACUACAGUUGUGAUAAGUGUCAGUGGGGAUGGGCAGAUCAAGUGUGAGGACUGCCAGAGCAACUUGGAGCCUGAUCAGCUGAUGACACUGCACAUGGUGACACACGGCCUUGGCUCUGUGUUGUGUAACUGCAAGCACUGCGGCCACCGCGACCACAUCGGCAACUUCCUCCAUCACAACAACAGCAUCGUCAAAUGCCCGCAGUGUCUGUUUGUAGGCUACCAAGACACCAAUGCCGUUGCGACCACUAGCAAUGCUGACCAAACCAAGAAGUCUACUGUCGGUGGAUUUGUCUGUGAAGUAUGCAAUACUAGAUUUAUGACAAAGUACCGAUACAAUCGGCACAAGCUGAUUCAUGUGGGCGUAAAACCUUUCCUGUGUGAAACCUGUGGCAUGAAAUUCAAUCAGAAGCAGAGUCUGAAAUUCCACGUGAUGAAGCACGCCAAAGUGAACCCUCACUCUUGUCAGUGGUGCGGUCAAUCGUUUCGGUUCAAGGUUUCAUUACAGUCCCACAUUCUGAACAUUCACGGAAGUUUGUCCAAUGCUGUGACAAAGUAUGAGUGUGAUCAGUGCCACAAACAGUUUCGCCACUGUGUACAAACUGCGGAGACAUUACAGGUUGCACACAGGAGACAGACCCUAUCAGUGUUCCAUUU